This is a messenger RNA of Mizuhopecten yessoensis (Yesso scallop), 2504 nucleotides long. Its product is annotated as rab5 GDP/GTP exchange factor-like. Gene Ontology annotation, molecular function: guanyl-nucleotide exchange factor activity; zinc ion binding; small GTPase binding. NCBI's taxonomy places the organism in Eukaryota, Metazoa, Mollusca, Bivalvia, Pectinida, Pectinidae. Bases 233 to 1885 code for a protein of 550 amino acids. The record is from RefSeq and is a predicted model, not a curated record. Gene Ontology annotation, biological process: vesicle-mediated transport. The transcript has 7 exons. Gene Ontology annotation, cellular component: endocytic vesicle; cytosol.
UGACCCUUAGAGUGUUGAUUCAUGUGACGAGAAUACAUCGCAGACUAACUCGGCUGACAUCUGUCGACUGUUGCUGUAGGAUCGAUAAUUAGUCAGCCACGAAUCCUUUAAAUCUCUCCGACAGUAUCCACAUGCAUUUAUAUAUGAGGGAAAACAUUAGUGAAUGUAUCAACAAUGCCCAGUGUGUGACUCUUCAUUAUUAUAAUUAACAACAUCGCACCUGUCUAACAAUAUGAGUUCUUCACGCAAAACCAGCUCUAAUAAGAAGAUCCAUAUUGAUAAGUCUGAUCUUUUGUGUAAAAAUGGCUGUGGUUUCUAUGGUAACCCAGCAUGGCAAGGAUUUUGCUCGAAAUGCUACAAGGAAGUCUACCAGACAGCGAAGCAGGCACAAGCCCAGCAUGAUACAAUGAAACCACCCAAGGUUGAAAAGUCCAAAGGGUCCGAGUUUGGUGGAUUUAGUGUAAUUCCUGCAUCGUUUACCAAAUUUGAAGAGAAGAAAACACAACACGCCAACAAGAGGUCACAUACAGUGAAAUCCAUUUUUAAAAAGACACCAUCAAAAGAAUCUCAACAAGUUCCCCAACAGAGUAAAUCGGGUACUCACGAGGUGAGACGGGUCUGUCUCGAGUCCCAACAAGUGGGAACCGAGUUUGCAGAAUUUUUGAAGAAAAUCCGAAAGAAUGCUGCUGUAGAUGUGUCGAAGCACAUAAAGGCUGUAGUGGAGCGGGUACAGAACAUGCCCGACACACCGGUGGACGAACUGGCCGAGUUUGUACAGGACUUCUAUCAGACCCUGGGUGACCGUGUCAACAACAAUCCAAUAUACAAGGGGCAUAGCAGUGAGACUAUGGAGAAACUAAUGGACUUUACGGAGAGGUAUGUUAUGGUUCGGUUGUAUGCCUGUGUGUUCUCAGCGCCCGACACGGAGGAUGAACAGAAGGAUCUACAGAUACAGGACAGAAUCCGCAGUCUACACUGGAUCACCGCCCAACAACUGGACACGAUGAUCAAUGACCACGACACUGCUGUCCGACAGCUGGUGGACAAAGCUAUCACAGAGAUCAUCGACAUGAAUGCUAAGAAGUCUCCCCCGGACAAGUUGGUGUGUGUGGUGAACUGCUGUAAGAGUAUAUUCGAAGUGAUAAAACAGUCCAAGUCAGGACCGGCUAAUGCUGACGACUUCCUACCCGCUCUCAUCUAUGUGGUCCUGAAGGCAAACCCACCACUCCUACACUCCAACAUACAGUACAUCACUCGCUUUGCCAACCCCAGUCGUCUCAUGAGUGGUGAGGCAGGCUACUACUUCACUAACCUGUGUUGCGCUGUAGCAUUUAUUGAGAGCCUGGGUGCGGAAUCACUAGCUUUAACUCAAGAACAGUUUGACCGGUACAUGUCCGGAGAAGCUGUCCCACCACAAAUUGGCAAUGAGUACAUGUGUGAGGGACUACGUCUGAUGUACGAAAACCUGAAAACUCUGGCAGAGUUAAAACAGCGACAAGAGAAAGUCAUGGCAGACACGCUUCAACUCCAGCAAGACAUGCGAGAAUUCAAGGAGAGUUUUAAACAGGAGAUUAAAAAUGUGUUGGACCGAACACCCCUUGUUAUACGACCUGCCAAAACCAAGGUGGACAUGGACGCUGAUAUCGGUGUGGAGUUACCCUCCCCUUUAUUACCAGAACGAAUCUCUGUGUCAUCCGUUUCCACGUUACAGUGUACCAACACAGUCGAGGAGGGCUCAGACUCGGAUUCAAGUGCCACAGAACCAAUGGAGGCAACGGACAGUCAGACGAACAAUCAGGGUUGUGACUCGGGACCAAACGCACCUGCUGAAAACAAUACUCAAGCUGCGGACAUAUUACAACCACAAUCUACAUGUCCGAGCUGAUUUAGUUGUGAUAUUGAAAGUGUGUGUAGUAGAUGUAUAUAAUUUCAAAGUUUCUUUAUUACAUAAACAAUAUUUGGUCAGAAGUAUGCAAAUCUCUACUUCUCAACUUAAUACUCUAUUGAUUACGUUAUCUUUAAUGCGUUUUUCGAACUUUUUGAUUUUUCAUCAAUUUUCCUAAAUCAGUGAAGAUUUCAGAUUUGAAUAUUUAUACAGAGAAUGUGUUGUUUUUUGCUACACUUGUCUCUAUUUAUCUACAAAUAGUGAAAUGUGUACUCCUGAUUUAUCGUGAAAGAUAAUCAUGAAGAAAUUCUGUAUGAAAUUUUAAUGCCUAGGAUAAUAGAAUUCUAUUAAUAUAAUCUAUUCAUACAUGUGAACACGUUUAAUUCUACCACACUAUCUUUUCUUUUCGUUAUGUUGCCCUAGUUUGAUGAAUAAUUAGAUAAAUACAUUGUCAGGUCAAUUAAUUCGAAUAAUUUUGUUAACUGUAAUGCUAUACAUAAUAUUACAAUGUAAACACAUGCACGUACAUUACACUUGAUUUGUGAGUUUUUUUUAAAAUUGUUAAGUUAUUUAUUAUCUCAUUCACCCCUGACAUUUCAUAAUGAACUACUCCAACCUU